AGCGCGUUACCGUGCAUGUGUGAUAUCACGACGUGCCGGCCGACAUCGCCGGACCCACGUGUUGGUGAAGUUAUUGAUGGCCUCAGUGGGCGCAUUAUAACUAGUCCGACUCAACGCAGCGUUCAGUUACUGAUUGUCCGUUACGGGGAGCGCGUGUCGCCUGCGAUUCCGAACCGUUCGAGUCGUUGGAACCAAUGUAGGCAGAUAGUCAGCAAUUAUAGUUCCGAUGACGGCGAGGUGCAUCGGUCACGCCUGGCCGCGGGUGCGUAUGCCUACGUACCUACGACUCGGGCAAUGUUUGUGGCUCCCAAAAUAAACGUGACCGAUGACGAUUUCGGGAAAGGCGUCAUACCAGCCGAUAAUAUCAUCAGAUAUAGCAUGCUGACGAGGUGGUUGGCGCUGGCGCUGGUGGCCGCGUGCUAUCGCGUCGCCGACGCCUGCUCGUGCAUGCCCGCACAUCCACAGACACACUUUUGUAACAGCGAUUUUGUGAUCGUUGGAAGAGUACAAAAAACAUUUCGAGGCAAAGAUUUUUACGACGCAUACAAACUGAAGAUUCGAAACACUUACAAAGCGACGCCGAAAGCGAAGGUGGCCCUACAAUCCGGCCGCUUAUUAUCGCCGUCCCAAGAAUCUUUGUGUGGAGUGGACCUACAGCCGAGGGAGACCUAUGUUAUUACAGGUCGAGUGAUACAUUUAGAAGCUCACAUGCAUUUGUGCAGUUUCGUCAAAAAAUGGCGUGACGUCACACCUCGUCAGAGGAAAGGAUUCCGACUCCUCUACAAACAGGGUUGCACUUGCAAAGUGCACAUGAAUCGGCGGCAAACAAAAUCACCGAACUCUUGCGUGACGGCCUUCGACGAGUGCUACGAGCGACACGGCAUCUGUCUACACGACCGCAAGCGCCGGUGCCACUGGACUAGGGCCCCCGCUCUCACGAGGUGCCUGCAAGCGACGGGAUCCAAUAGCACCAUGACUUGAUUCACCCUCGUCGAUGCACAAGUUCACUUUAAAAUGUACCUUUUCAACAUCUCAUUACGACGUCCUCGCGAAAAAUUACAAAUUCAUUCACACCCAUCGCUAAUUGUAUGCAAACAAAGCAGCUGUUAUACUAAACCAAACAUUAAUUAUGUAACUCUAGACUCAUUUCGACGUUAAGUUAUAUAGGUGUCUGUUGUGUGUGUGAAAUAUGAAGUUCAAUUAGCCCUAUUGGCAGUGAGACGAAUUUAUUGUUUAAAACUAUUUAAAAAUUGUUACUUUGUGAUUUUUCUUUUGGACGCUUCUAAAUUGUUGUUUUGUCUUCUAAGACAAAUAUAGUUAUAACGUUAUUUUUGUAUUAUUUAUUUGUAAGUUAAUGAUUGUAAAUUAACUAAUUAUAGUGAUAUAUAGGUUAAAAUAAAGAAAUUCAAACGGAA
This is a messenger RNA of Helicoverpa armigera (cotton bollworm), 1415 nucleotides long. RefSeq names its product tissue inhibitor of metalloproteinase (gene Timp). The record is from RefSeq and is a predicted model, not a curated record. Gene Ontology annotation, biological process: negative regulation of endopeptidase activity; negative regulation of membrane protein ectodomain proteolysis. Gene Ontology annotation, cellular component: extracellular matrix. Lineage: Eukaryota; Metazoa; Arthropoda; Insecta; Lepidoptera; Noctuidae. The coding region runs from base 16 to 981 and encodes 321 amino acids. Gene Ontology annotation, molecular function: protease binding; metalloendopeptidase inhibitor activity. The transcript has 8 exons.